This is a messenger RNA of Macrobrachium nipponense, 1402 nucleotides long. RefSeq lists its product as uncharacterized. Gene Ontology annotation, molecular function: N-acetyltransferase activity. Lineage: Eukaryota; Metazoa; Arthropoda; Malacostraca; Decapoda; Palaemonidae. The record is from RefSeq and is a predicted model, not a curated record. The transcript is spliced from 7 exons. The coding region runs from base 114 to 1070 and encodes 318 amino acids.
GCUCAGUGUCUCACAGGUCGGUGCAGUGAGUGGAGAGAAGGUUAGCACUUGAGGGGAAAUCCGAAGACCUCCCAGACACUUCUCCCUCCAGAACGCGAAACGGAGAGCGCGCCAUGAACCCUUCCAACCUCCAGCCGACCAUCAUGGGGUUCUACAACAGUGUAGCCACUUGCUUCAGAAAAUACACAGUGGGAGCGCCAAUAGGCCCAAGACGCCGUGAUCCUGAGGGCGGUGUUGACACAGAAGUGGUUACUGAAGGUGUUCCUUCAGACCAAGCAACGUCUCAAGAAGAUGCCCUCCUGAAAGGAGCCGAAACCCUGCAAGAGCCGGAGGACCCUGUCCUACCCAGUGAACCAGAGCUUCCACCCGACGUACUUCAUAAGCACGACGAAAGCAUCGUUUUCAAAAUCUUAACGGAAGAAUAUUCAGACAGAGCAGUCGAUCUCCUAUGCAAUCACUUCUUCAAAGACGAACCUUUGGGCAAAGCUCUCUACCUUGACAGCCCAAGAGAAGUCGACCACUGGCUCUCCAAAGUUCUGCCACAUAUGAUCUCGCACGGGGUGUCCGUCAUGGCAAUAGACGAAGCAGCCGAAGGGCGACUCGUUGGCGUUGCUAUCAACAGCAUCAAAAGACGGGGAGACCCCCCGGGUCCUGAUGACUUCUUAGCUUGGAUCGACCCCAAAAAGGAUCCCAAGAUGUAUAGGAUAAUUUCCUUUUUGACACAACUAGCGGGAGACAUCGACUUUUAUGGAAACUACAAUGUCGAUAGGUUUCUGAGUUUCGAACUGCUGAACGUUGACAAAGAAUAUGGCGGUCGUGGCAUUGCAUCUAUGCUGGUGGAACAGAGCUGCAAUGUUGCCAGGAAACAGGAAUUCACUUGUUUGGUGGCAGAAACAACAGGAAUCUUUUCGGCCAAGAUCUUCGCCCGCCAUGCCUUCAAGACCAUCCGGGAGGUGCAAUAUUCCCAAUACCGUCAGAAUGGUCGUCUCUGCUUCCCCAAUACAGGAAUCCACACUUCGGCAAGAGUCUGCGUCAAGAUUUUACCCCCUAUAGAAGAAUCCACAACCUAGAUCCUCCAAUAGGACAUAGGCUCAAUCUAUAUCAAUAAUUCAUGAUGUCUUCAUUUCUAUUACAUUCUAUUUGGUUCACAGUUGAAGUUUACUAGAAAUAAUUGGAAGUGAUGUUGAUUUAUGCAUUUUGUGUAGAUAUAUAAUAUAAUAAUUAUAAUAACACGUAUUCCAAGAAUGAAUACAAAAUAACGAACUGUAUCGUCGAAGGCUUCAUCAUCAUUAAGCGAACCAUAGGAACGAACUUCAGCAAAAACCUCUUCAUUCCGUAGCACUUUUCAGAUAGUGAUGUCUGCUGCCGUCAGUUAAGCAACUGAAGUAGAUGUAUGAUUCCA